GCAACAACAGGUGGAUUUGGCACAGCAGCCUCAGCAACAACAGGUGGAUUUGGCACAGCAGCACCAGCAACAACAGGUGGAUUUGGCACCUUGGGGGGAUUUGGCUCUACGGCGGUGUCUAGUGCUGGUGCCGUGUCGGAUGGACUGUCGGGGGUUCCCGACUUUGGCCGUCAGAGCGCGCUGGCCCGCUACCUGCUGGAGAUGGACACCGCCUACAACGCCCUCCACCCCGACUGCCGCUUCCGCGCCUUUCUCUACAACGUCUGCACGCCCGGGCAGUCGACGCUGGCGGUGGCGCGCGAGCGGGCGGUGGCGGCCAACGCCGGCGGCGGCUGUCGGGAGGAGGCGCUCCUCCGCGCCCAGGCGGCGAACCCCGACCCCCGCCGCAUGUACCCAACCGCCGUGCACUUUUUGCAGGAACUGCGGGACCGCGCCGGCAGGCAACGGGAGGUAUUGAACGCCAUGGCAGCACACGCAAACGCACUGGCCGCAAAGGCACAACAGUUUCGAGAACUGGAUGAGGCAAACGCCGCACAAGCACGCGAGCUGCAACUCGCACAAGUUAUGCUGCAGAGACGCUGGUACGCCCUGCUACAGAUGACAGAAACCCUACGCCAAAUAGGCGUCCCACCAGGUGACGAGGCACGUGAAGCCCGCACCGCCGCCGCACUUAACGCUCAAUUAACCGCACCAGGUAUCUUUAAGACAGCAUUAGCAGAGCUGCAACCAUUCUUAGAUGCAGAAUCUGCUGCCGUCGCAUCGAUCUUGCGCAGCCGUCCGGGAGAUGAUAGUGGUGAGAUGAGCGCCAUUGAUGCCCCUACGGUGACAGGGAGGUCUAGAGCUACUACAAGGACCACUACUGCUGCUGGUGGUGGUGGUGCUGCUGCUUUGAGAACAUCAGUUAAACUGGCAGCGUCAGCAGUUGGUGGUGGUGGUGUUGGGGGAGGUGGUAGUGUUGGUUUGCUGCAGCAACGCACAGACCCACAAUUGUUAAAAACGUGGACGCAUUUCUUGGAACGUAUUCAACAAGGAGUGGAAGCACUUAGUGAAUUGCUAGAAAAUGACACUGCGGAUAUGCGUGCUAUUCGUCACCGUGUAAGUUCAUCUUGA
Molecule: messenger RNA, 1110 nt
Organism: Trypanosoma theileri
Lineage: Eukaryota; Euglenozoa; Kinetoplastea; Trypanosomatida; Trypanosomatidae
Product: putative nucleoporin (NUP54/57)
Exons: 1
Biological process (GO): nuclear pore organization; NLS-bearing protein import into nucleus; protein localization to nuclear inner membrane
Cellular component (GO): nuclear pore; nuclear pore central transport channel
Molecular function (GO): structural constituent of nuclear pore
Source: RefSeq, a predicted model, not a curated record